Messenger RNA from Trichosurus vulpecula (common brushtail), 438 nucleotides. Its product is annotated as 60S acidic ribosomal protein P1-like. Lineage: Eukaryota; Metazoa; Chordata; Mammalia; Diprotodontia; Phalangeridae. Gene Ontology annotation, cellular component: cytosolic large ribosomal subunit; ribosome. Bases 1 to 438 code for a protein of 145 amino acids. Gene Ontology annotation, molecular function: protein kinase activator activity; ribonucleoprotein complex binding; structural constituent of ribosome. The record is from RefSeq and is a predicted model, not a curated record. The transcript has 2 exons. Gene Ontology annotation, biological process: cytoplasmic translation; translational elongation.
AUGGCCGUCCUCAAGCUUGCUUGCAUCUACUCUGCCCUCAUGGUUAUGGUCACGGAGGAUAAAAUCAAUGCCCUCAUUAAAGCAGCAGGUGCAAAUGUGGAACCAUUCUGGCCUGGAUUAUUUGCAAAGGCCCUGUCCAAUGUAAACAUUGCAAGCCUCAUCUGCAAUGUAGGAGUUGGUGGACCAGCCCCAGCUGCUGGUGGUGCUGCCCCUGCUGGAGGGGUUGCUCCUGCUGGCACAGCUGCCCCAGUUGAGGAGAAGAAGAAAGAGGAAACAAAAAAAGAAGAAUCCGAGGAGUCCGAUGAUGACAUGGGCUUUGUCUAUAAUCCAAAGGAGGAAUUGGAGGAAUUGACGCCGAUGCUCCCAGAGGACCAAGCCAACCGUUUCUCCCCAGGAACACUUCGCUUCCUUUCUUCUCCAGCUAGGACCGGACUCUAA